AUGUCUAAAACAAAUUUGAACGAAAACUCACCUUUAUUAGAAACUAAAUUAAAUGGUUCUGGAGAAAGAGAAAAUGCAGUCACAAAAUUUGAGGGCUUGGGAGUUCGUCAUAUGCAAUCUUUCCUGCUAUUUCUCGCACUCAUACUCGUAUACAGUAUGCGGGUCAAUAUAAGUAUGGCAAUCGUCGAUAUGACAGAUGCUACCAAGGAAGACCACUUCGAUUGGAGCUACAGUGUUCAGUCAAUGAUUCUGUCUUCUUUCUUCUGGGGCUACGUCAUCCUUAUGCUGCCAUCCGGUGAACUAGUGAAAAAAUUCGGUGGCAAAUGCCUCUUCAUCGUCUCAGUUUCCGUGAAUUCAUUACUAUCUCUACUGUUGCCCACUGGCGCGUAUCUUGGAGGAUGGCAAUUCGUGUGCGCCUGCCGUGUGCUCCAAGGGAUGACGCAGUCGUUCGUUUUCCCGUCCACACACCAUCUUGUUAGCCAGUGGGUACCUUUAGAAGAAAAGGGUCGCCUAAGUACACUGAUCUAUGCUGGUAGCCAACUUGGUGUCGCACUACAACUUAUAACCUCAGGAUUCUUGGCAUCAGCGUGGGGUUGGAAGGCGAUAUUCUACGCGAAUGGCAUACUUGGCUCUUUGUGGACGAUAGCUUACUUAAUAUUCGGUUCGGCGUCACCUGAACAAUCCAAAAGGAUAUCACAAGAAGAGUUGAGAUACAUUCAGGAAUCUUUAGGACGAGUUGGGGAGCAAAAGAAAUAUAAGACACCAUUGAUGAAGAUCAUAACGUGCCUCCCAUUUUGGGCGGCGGUGGUGGGCCAUUGUGGACAAAACUGGGGAUUCUUCACUCUGAUGACGGAGAUGCCAACCUACAUGGCAAAAGUUCUGGAUGUGAAUUUAAAAGAAAACGGCGUGCUUUCAUCCCUCCCGUAUCUGGCGAUGUACUUGUUAAGUUUUCCAAUGGGAGCAAUGACAGACUUCCUAGUGAGGCGGAAAUGGCUCAGCGUAACUAAUACAAGAAAAUUGUCAAACUCUAUUGGUCUGUGGGGCCCAGCAGUAGCGUUGAUCGGGUUGUCAUAUACACCCGAAGGGAAUAUGGUAGCGGCAGUGGCUAUGCUGACGGUCACUGUUGGUAUAAACGCUGGUCAAUACACCGGUUAUUUGCUGGUCCUGGUCGACUUAGCGCCAAACUUCAGCUCAUCGCUGAUGGCCAUCUCGAAUUUCUUCGCUAACAUCAUAUCGAUUAUUGCGCCGCUGGUCUGCGGUCUAAUUAUUCAGGACGAGUCUGACCCUUCAGAGUGGCGGAAGGUGUUUUUCUUGGCGUCUGGCGUAUAUUUCUGCACCAAUUUAUUCUUCAUUCUUUUUACGACAUCUAACAAACAGCCGUGGAACGACCCGGAAGAAAUUGAUCCCGAAACAAACAAGGAGAAAUUUGGCGCUCAA
Molecule: messenger RNA, 1437 nt
Organism: Iphiclides podalirius (scarce swallowtail)
Lineage: Eukaryota; Metazoa; Arthropoda; Insecta; Lepidoptera; Papilionidae
Source: the annotation of a GenBank genome assembly